AUGUUGUUGCUCCUUCCUUCUCAUCCAGCAUCCAUGACCACACCACCCAACCCAAACAACGCAGCACGGACAAUACCGCGCGACGGGCGGCUGCUCGCGCUCAUCCUCGCGGCAAAGGGUAUCGGAGACGCGGACGAGCGCGUCAUUCAUCAACUGCUGGACUUUGCGCACCAAAUUGGUCAGCAGCAUGAUGAGUCUUUGGAACUGGACUGGGAUGCUGCUGGUGCCGGCCUUUCCGUCCUUGUCUUCUCUCUUCGCACUUCCCUCGUCCACUGCCAAUCAUCCACUGUCCCCCUGUUGAGAGGCUACACUGCGGAGGUGUUGCAAUCUGCACAGUCACUUGCCGACCACGCGGCGCGGACAGGCGCACAGAGCGCCCGCAUCGAAAAGGAAGAUGUCGAGCUUUCCAUUCAAAUGCGCCGGCGGUACGAGUUCCACGAGGCCCCGCCUAGGGAUUACCUCGCGACCCUCGCGCACGAGCUCAACUCUGUGCCCCUCCCACCGGUCCCCGAAUCCUUUGAAGUCGUCCGCCUCCCGCCUGCCAACCAGCGCAUGACAGAAGUCACCUUCGACCUCGUGCCCACUGACGCGGCCGCCGCGCUCAGCGACGACGACAUGCACGGCUCCGACUCGAGCGAGUCGGAGAGCGACGACGACGCAGAUGGCGAUGUGGAUGACGCCGGCGGCGAGGCUGAUGCCGACGCGGAUGGCGACGGAGACGGCGAGGACGAUGAGAUGGAGGAAGUCGGCGUGCCGGCUGAGCGUGAGGUGGACGAGGACUAUGACGCAUAA
Messenger RNA from Apiotrichum porosum, 792 nucleotides. It is a transcript of the gene TAF9, whose product is annotated as Transcription initiation factor TFIID subunit 9. Gene Ontology annotation, molecular function: transcription coactivator activity; RNA polymerase II general transcription initiation factor activity; protein heterodimerization activity. Lineage: Eukaryota; Fungi; Basidiomycota; Tremellomycetes; Trichosporonales; Trichosporonaceae. The transcript has 5 exons. The record is from RefSeq and is a predicted model, not a curated record. Gene Ontology annotation, biological process: DNA-templated transcription initiation; RNA polymerase II preinitiation complex assembly. The coding region runs from base 1 to 792 and encodes 263 amino acids. Gene Ontology annotation, cellular component: transcription factor TFIID complex; SAGA complex.